AUGGCCUAUUUGCAUCUAUCAAGCUUUUUGUGGAAAGCAUUGGCGUUUUAUUUGAUAGUUCUAACUGGUGUUUACUUUUGGUGGGGAAUCAGAGGGUUAUUUUUAGGUUUAUUAGCUGGUGUGUUUUGUUCUUUUCUUAUAAAUGUUAUUCACAAAGAACAAAUAUUCGAAGAAAUAAUAGACGAAAUCCUUAUUCCAGAAUUUAUCGACAAACGGCCAUUUAGAGAAGCUGAUCAUCUGAAGAAAGAGGAAAUUCUACAGGAUAUCUUGCAUUGUGUUAAUGACAAAGUAAACGAUGAAAUGGGAAUUAAGUAUGAAUAUACUGAUACUAGAACGUUGCUUUUACAGUAUAAGACUCUCAUUUCAGAGUUUGAGAUGAAAUAUUUAGUACACUAUAAGAAUAAACCUGUUGAAGAUAUUCGAGGUUGGGACAAAAUUAUGUUAGUAGCAAAGAACAUCCACGACGAAGACUUAAAUUUUGCCUAUAAGAACGUUGUUUCCUCGGACCUAAUUAAUAAAUAUAGCACAAAAGAACCAACCAUUGAAGCUAAAUUCUAUAAACCGGGCGAUAUUCCUGUUAAUCUACUAAAUAAAAAUUUUCGUAGGAAAAAUGGUGUAAGUAAAGAAAAACAUUUCGAUGUUUAG
Molecule: messenger RNA, 645 nt
Organism: Debaryomyces tyrocola
Lineage: Eukaryota; Fungi; Ascomycota; Pichiomycetes; Serinales; Debaryomycetaceae
Source: the annotation of a GenBank genome assembly